AUAUCUUAAGUAGAACUUUGUUAUCUCCUUUCAUCGGCAGACAAACAAAACGAGGGCGUUGGUUGAGUGUAAUGAAUUUAGAAGGAACCCCAGUAAGCAAUGGAUUCCACAUGCCUGCUGAAUGGGAGCCCCAUUCCCAGACUUGGCUGGGUUGGCCUGAGCGUGGUGAUAACUGGCGAGAUAAUGCCGUGCAUGCUCAGAUUGUAUUUGCGAAGGUGGCAGCUGCAAUUUCAAAAUUUGAGCCAGUCACCGUCUGUGCUAGUGCUGCUCAGUGGGACAAUGCACGCAGACAGUUACCACAUAAUGUCAGGGUCAUCGAAAUGAGCAUGAAUGAUUCUUGGUUUCGGGACACUGGGCCAACUUUUGUUGUGAACAAGAGCAAAUCAGGACCAGGUAGUACAAAAGAUAAAGUUGCUGGCAUCGAUUGGAACUUUAACAGCUGGGGUGGUGCUGAGGAUGGUUGCUACACUGAUUGGAGUCUCGACCUUCUUGUUGCUAAAAAGAUACUCUCUGUUGAAAGGCUUCCUAGGUUUCCUCAAUCUAUUAUUCUUGAAGGCGGUAGCAUCCAUGUUGAUGGAGAAGGAACUUGUCUUACUACUGAAGAGUGCCUCUUGAAUAAAAACAGGAAUCCACACCUUACUAAAGUACAGAUUGAGGAUGAACUUAAAGCAUAUUUGGGUGUCAAGAAGAUUAUAUGGUUGCCUCGUGGAUUAUUUGGUGAUGAUGAUACUAAUGGUCAUGUGGACAAUAUGUGCUGCUUUGUUAAACCUGGUGUGGUUUUGUUAUCAUGGACUGAUGACAAAUUAGAUCCGCAUUAUGAGAGAGGUGCCGAAGCCUUGUCUGUUCUUUCCAACUCUACAGAUGCUAAUGGUAGACAAUUUCAUAUCAUUAAACUCCACAUUCCUGGACCACUUUACAUGACUCAGGAGGAAGCUGACGGAGUUAUUCAGGAUGGGGAUGCUAAACCUAGACUGGCAGGUACAAGGCUUGCUGCUACCUAUGUAAACUUCUACAUUGCCAAUGGAGCUAUCAUUGCACCACAGUUUGGGGAUAAAAAGUGGGAUGAUGAAGCCGUCCGUGUCUUGUCUCGGGCAUUUCCAGAUAACGAAGUUGUAAGAAUUGAAGGUGCGAGGGAGAUUGUUCUGGGUGGCGGAAAUAUUCACUGUAUCACACAACAGCAACCUGCUUGUCCAUGAUCAUUACCAAGUCGAUUGACAUGUGGCUGACCAUGCAUCUGUGUCGACAGAGCAGCUUCUCAAUGUAUUCAGUUGCAGAAAUGUUAGUAGACAUAGAACGCCAUUUUAUUUACGGCUUUUCUUCUGUAACAAUCAUUACCACAAUUGUCAUGGUUUUAAUUGAUUUUGCAAACGUUUACCGGACUCAUCAGCCGGGAUCCUUGACAUAUUUUCUAUGUAGUAUUAAAGAAGUUUCUAGUUUCUAAA
This is a messenger RNA of Daucus carota subsp. sativus, 1442 nucleotides long. RefSeq names its product agmatine deiminase. Bases 72 to 1196 code for a protein of 374 amino acids. Gene Ontology annotation, biological process: putrescine biosynthetic process. Lineage: Eukaryota; Viridiplantae; Streptophyta; Magnoliopsida; Apiales; Apiaceae. The record is from RefSeq and is a predicted model, not a curated record. Gene Ontology annotation, molecular function: protein-arginine deiminase activity; agmatine deiminase activity. The transcript has 10 exons.